AUGGCCAAGGCCGAAGAUGAUGAUGGCGUUCAUCCAGUAAUCUGCGGCCUAUUCAUAUUCAUCUAUCUAUCUAUCUAUCUAUCUAUCUAUCUAUUCAUCUAUCUAUCUAUCUAUCUAUCUAUUUAUCUAUCUAUUCGGCUGCCCAUUAAUAUCUAUCUAUCUAUCUAUCUAUCUAUCUAUCUGUUAAUGUCGAUCUGCGUAUCUAUGUUUGUAUCUAUCUCACUAUCUAUCCAUCUAUCUAUCUAUUCAGUCUAUAAUUAUCUAUCUAUAUAUCUAUCUAUUAUUCUAUUAUAUAUCUAUCUAUCUAUCUAUCUAUCUAUCUAUCCUACAAAAUCAUUAUUCAUCCAUUAUCUAUUCUAUCUAAAUAUUCUUUCUUUUUUCUAUUCUUUUCUUUUAUUAUUUAUUUAUUUUUAUAUAUUAUAUAUUUUAUUAUAUUUCUCUCUAAAUUUUUUUUAUUUUUCUUCUUUUUUUUUCUAUCUUUUUUUCUUUUUUUUAUUCAUUUUUUUUUUUUUUUUUUUUCUUUCUUUCUUUCUUUUUAAAAUUUUUUCUUUUCAAAAUUUUUCUUUUAUUUAUUUUUAA
Molecule: messenger RNA, 579 nt
Organism: Acanthosepion pharaonis
Lineage: Eukaryota; Metazoa; Mollusca; Cephalopoda; Sepiida; Sepiidae
Source: the annotation of a GenBank genome assembly